AUGGUUGCCGGGCCGGAGGUCAUGCAUCAGGUCGUUCCGAUGCUGGAGGCGCAGUUCCGCCGGUGCCCCGUCAGAGGGGCCGAGGAGGUCGUCGUCGGGGUCGGGGUCGGGGUGUCGUCGCCGCCGCCGCCGGUCGAUUCGCAAGCGCAGGUCGACCUCGAGGUGCCCGAUCUGGUCAAGACGCCUUUGGAGACGCUACAGUUUGUCCCCAAGAUUAGAUCUGGGAGCUUCGCUGAUAUUGGACCUAGGCGGUACAUGGAAGAUGAGCAUAUCAGAAUUGAUAAUCUUUCUGGUCAUCUUGGCUCACUAUUGCUGUGCCCGUCCCCUAAUGCCUUCUAUGGGGUUUUUGAUGGCCAUGGAGGUUCAGAUGCAGCAGCCUACAUGAAAAGGCAUGCCAUGAGGUUGUUCUUUGAGGAUUCAGAGUUCCCAGAAGGAUUGCAAGAAGAUGAAUUCUUUUCUGAAUCUGUUGCGAACUCAAUCCGCAAAGCGUUCUUGAGUGCAGACCUUGCUCUUGCAGACGAUUCAGUCAUCAGCCGAUCGUCGGGAACCACAGCUCUUACAGCUUUGAUCUUUGGAAGGCAGUUGUUGGUUGCAAAUGCUGGGGAUUGCCGAGCAGUUCUAUGCAGGAAAGGCAUGGCUAUGGAGAUGUCCCGUGAUCACAGGCCAACAUAUGAAGCAGAGCGUCAAAGGGUCACUGAGUGUGGGGGAUACAUCGAAGACGGCUACCUCAACGGAGUAUUGUCGGUGACUCGUGCUCUAGGGGAUUGGGACAUGAAAAUGCCUCAAGGCUCGCAGUCACCUCUGAUUGCUGAGCCAGAGUUCCAGCAGACCAUCCUCACAGAGGACGACGAGUUCCUCAUCAUAGGCUGCGACGGGAUAUGGGACGUCAUGACCAGCCAGCAGGCGGUGACCCUGGUCCGGAAGGGGCUCCGACGGCACGAUGACCCCGAGAGGUGCGCGAGGGAGCUCGCCAUGGAGGCGAAGAGGCUCCAGACCUUCGACAACCUGACGGUGAUUGUCAUUUGCUUUGCCUCCGAGCUCGGCGGGUGCCUGCGGACUUCGGAGGAGGCGUCAUCGAGGAGGAUAAGAUCUUGCAAGAGCCUGUCUGCUGAGGCCCUUUGCAACCUGAGGAGAUUGCUGGAGUCUGAUCAGUAG
Messenger RNA from Triticum turgidum subsp. durum (durum wheat), 1155 nucleotides. Lineage: Eukaryota; Viridiplantae; Streptophyta; Magnoliopsida; Poales; Poaceae. The record is from the annotation of a GenBank genome assembly.